Molecule: messenger RNA, 1933 nt
Organism: Drosophila bipectinata
Lineage: Eukaryota; Metazoa; Arthropoda; Insecta; Diptera; Drosophilidae
Source: RefSeq, a predicted model, not a curated record
UGAAAAUUGUCACACAUCAGUCCCUUAUAGGCUUACAUUCAUUUUUUAUUUUAUUGAUUACAAAAUUCUGGAACUUUCCCUAAAACAUGUACACGGUAAGUUCCUCAUGGAGCAAGCAGUCGCAGCCAGGACGUUGCAAGUGCCACAUCCCGGGACACCGGGAUUGUGGAGAUGAUAAUGAUCAGAUGAUGGAAGAGUACCUUCUUCUGGACAUCGAGGACGUCACUGACAGUGUCAUGAAGGUGAUGCGGAUCUGUGGGCUGCGUCCCUGGGAGGUGAAGCGGAGUGAGAGGGUAAUCCGUAACUCCUUGACGCAUUACGAGGAGGUGCGGGAGCGGAUCGAUCGAGUGCCGAGGAAGCGCUUUGCCAAGGAGACCUUCCUACACGGGCUGGCCAAGGAGGGCCAGAUGAACAGGAUGGACGCUCAAAUGGCCUACGCCAUUGUCAAGCGGGCCUUCAAGGCUCUUUACUAUGGGACAGGACAGGGAGGAAAGCGGUACAUCUGCCUCCAAGCCGGCUUGGAGCACAACCAGGAGUGUCUUUGGUUGCAUGCAGCACGCCGCACUGCUGCGAUACACGCCGUUCUCACCGGAAUGAUGCACUCCGAGGAGCAGCAGUUUGAGGAGCGCAUCGAGUGCGUCUACAAGAACCUGUUCGAUGUCCUGCAGACAAGAGUCGUCUUCGCCGACAACUGGGUCUGUCACUGCCAACAGUACAAUAGCAAACCGGCCUCCACUGGAGUCUCUUCGAUGACCUUGGAAGUGGAAAUCCUCUACCAGAACAUGCAGCUGAGCAAGGGAACCUCCGGUGUGACCUCCCAGCGUGAUUUAGGCCAGGCAGCAGGCACGAUCCCACCCAGCUCUGCCCCCUCACGGCAUAACUACGGUCUAAAGAAGACCCAGAACAAAGCGGUAUCCCAGAAUGAGUCCAUGGACUUCAGUGCCAACUCCAUUCUUAGCCAGCCCAAGUGCAAGUGCCCCCAUUUGCGCUGUUGCCGCGAGGAGGGCGAGGCUCGCGAGACUCCGGAGAUUACGGCGGAGUGCAGCCAGGGACCCUACAUCUGUCGCUGGCUGCCGUACACCGAAGAGGACGAUAAGUUCGACGAGCACUGUGCUCCCUUCCCGCCCAUUGAGGAGGUGUGUCCACCUUGUGUCAACGACGAGAUCUCAUGCGACUCGGAGUGUACUUGCACCUGUCAGGUGUGCACGUGUCGCCCGCACUUCGACGGCGACGAUAUAGGCGAAGAGGAGAAUCUUGGCGAGAAGGCCUCCAAGAGCGGAGUGGAGGACUACGACACGGACUACUGCUGGCUGGCUCCGUUCCGGGGCAGCAGCAAGGAGAGAAUGGACAAAAAGAAGCUGAAGGCCGAGCCUGAGGUGGAACCGGUGAAGGUGGUCGCCGAGGCGAAGGAAGCCUUGUCCAAGUGCUGCUGCAUGUGCCGAUACAAGCGUGAGUUUCCACAUCUCUUCACUUACCUGGCGCCCUUCAAGGAAGAGCAGAAGAAAGAGCCAGAGCCCCCAGCAGAGGAAAUCAAAAUUCUCCAAUCCAGUGAAAGUGAGGAUCUGCUUUCGAAGCCACCUCCACCUGGUAUCUCCCCUGCGGGUUAUCGCUGCUGGGUAAAGUCCCAGCGCUCGCCAACUUCCAUAGAGCAGGUGGAGAGACCGCCACCGCAUUUGGUUUACCAUGAUCCCGAAAUAGAGGAAGCUGCAGCUCCUCCAGCCAAGGCUCAGAGUGCUCAGAAAAAGCCCACUAAGCCCCGUGCCACUGCGGCUGCUGCAGAUACUGUCAAACCGGAUGAAGGAAAGUUCACCAAAGAAGACAUUCUUAAAAUUAUCAACCUGAAGGCUGCCAACGAAUACAUGUUGUGAUAUUUUGAAAACAAGCCCUGUUACCAAAGAAUUAAGACUAUAAAUAUUGCCGGUCAAACCUGAGA